GAUGCAUAAUAAUAGUAUAUUAUUAUUAAAUUACCGACUCAUUUCAUUUACUCUCUGAAGUCCUCACCACCAACAAUGGCAUCGGAGCAGCAACUCGAGCCAUGGCACGACCUGAGUGGGAGGGUGGUGAUGGUCACCGGAGCCUCAUCGGGGCUCGGCCAUGAGUUCUGCCUCGACCUCGCCAAGGUCGGCUGCCACGUCAUCGCGGCCGCUCGCCGCGUCGACCGCCUGAAGUCCCUCUGCGACCAAAUCAAUAAUGUCGUUCUGCCCACCCAGUCGUCGUCGUCUACUGAUCUCAGAGCGGUGGCGGUGGAGCUCGAUGUCUGCGCCGACGGGCCCACCAUUGAGAAGUCCGUGCAGAAGGCUUGGGAAGCCUUUGGGAGGAUUGAUGCUUUGAUUAACAACGCGGGAUUCAGAGGUAAUGUGAAAUCUCCAUUGGACUUGUCUGAGGAUGAAUGGGACACUGUUUUUAACACAAACUUGAAAGGAACUUGGUUGGUGUCGAAGUACGUCUGCAGACUGAUGCGCGAUGCAGGUCGAGGAGGGUCGGUCAUCAACAUUUCUUCUAUUUCCGGGCUUAACCGUGGUCAGUUGCCUGGGGGACUCGCAUAUUCUGCUUCGAAGGCCGGUGUGAACACGUUGUCAAAGGUUAUGGCUCUUGAAUUGGGGCCUUACAAGAUCAGAGUGAAUUCAAUAUCACCGGGGCUCUUCAAGUCUGAGAUUACUGAAGGCCUCAUCAAGAAAGAUUGGCUAUCCAUUGUAGGUGAGAGAAUUGUGCCUUUAAGGACUUUUGGCACCUCGGAUCCGGCAUUGACGUCGCUUGUUCGAUAUUUGAUACAUGAUUCUUCGGAAUACGUUUCGGGAAAUGUUUAUGUCGUCGACGCUGGUUCUAUCUUGCCGGCGGUCCCUAUUUUUUCUUCUCUUUGAAUUUUGUGGUUUUUUUGGCAUUCCCUGUUUCGCCAGUUAUGAGUGAAAGAACGCAAAGACAGUAGAAAGAUUUGAAUAUUUGAUAAACGGCCUGAAUGUCGUUUCCCA
This is a messenger RNA of Morus notabilis, 1035 nucleotides long. RefSeq names its product 3-oxoacyl-[acyl-carrier-protein] reductase FabG. The coding region runs from base 76 to 927 and encodes 283 amino acids. The transcript has 3 exons. Lineage: Eukaryota; Viridiplantae; Streptophyta; Magnoliopsida; Rosales; Moraceae. Gene Ontology annotation, molecular function: oxidoreductase activity. The record is from RefSeq and is a predicted model, not a curated record.